CGAGUCUUUCCUUAUUCGUCAUUGUCAUCCCUCCUUCUCCAUGUCGGAGUUCGAGCCCAAGCCUACAUUAGAAAAAACAACGAAAUGGGGUCUACAGAGUGCGGUCAUCGGAUUGGUAUAUAGCACUCUUCAGAACGCUCUCGGACAACAUUCACAUGGUGCAGCUGGUGUUUUUACGCGGACAGGAGGGACUAUAACGUUCUUUGCUGCCAUGGGUGCGACAUUUGCCUUCACGGAAGCAACAGUCGCCAACCAGCGUCGCAAGGAUGACGCACUCAAUUCCGUAGCUGGUGGAUGUGCUGCAGGAUUUUUGGCUGGUAUUCGAUCUCGUUCAUUACCCGCUGCUGUUGGCGGAUGCGCGUUUCUAGGAGCGACCACGGGCCUCUUCGACAGAGCAGGUCAGUUCACAGGAGAUUCGGGGUGGUAUAGCGAAGAAAGCCGUAGCAAAUUCUUAAAAAAGCCUCUCGACCUUUCAACUACAUCCGAUUCGGAAUGAAUACUUUAUUUGUCGCAACGCAGAGGUCUCCGCUCAGCCGACUGAGAAUGGCUAUUGCGACCUGGACGCUUUCCAAGGCAUUACUGCGUCGAUGUUGGUCGGCAACUACGUCUUGAUACAACAACUCAAUACCAGUCCACCCUUCUUUGUCCACGCGCGUCUGUUUUGUUGUAGUGAGAUUUGAAUUACACGAUUACUGUCAUCCCGAUUUCUUUUCGGCGAUAUUCCCUUCUUUGAGUUGGUAUUUCUGUCGAAAGACAUUAGGUUCAGGUCGGCAGAGACAGGAGUCGGAAUCCCGAGGGUGCAUCUAUAAAAGGAAAGC
Messenger RNA from Marasmius oreades (fairy-ring Marasmius), 818 nucleotides. RefSeq lists its product as uncharacterized. Lineage: Eukaryota; Fungi; Basidiomycota; Agaricomycetes; Agaricales; Marasmiaceae. Bases 41 to 496 code for a protein of 151 amino acids. The transcript has 4 exons. The record is from RefSeq and is a predicted model, not a curated record. Gene Ontology annotation, biological process: mitochondrial respiratory chain complex I assembly.